AUGUCUACGAAUUUAUCAAAAAAAGAUAAAAAAGAUAUUGGUUGGAAGUAUUGUUAUCAAAAUGAAGGGGAAAAAGCUGUUCGGUGCAAAUUUUGUCAUCAUAUAUCGAAUGGAGGGAUUACUCGCUUGAAGGAACAUUUAGCUCAAACUCAUAAAGGGGUUGCACCUUGUGUUAGUGUUCCAGAUGAUAUUAAGAAAGAAAUUAGAGAAUCACUUGACAAAAUUAGAGCAUCUAAAAGUAAACAAACUGAAUUGUUACGAGAGAUCGGUGAAGGUCCCCAAAGUAUGAGUACGCAAUCAUCAAAAGUUGGAAGUGUAGGGGGAAAUUCAAUUGGAUGUUCUGGUAGUGGUGAAUCAAAAGGUAAAGGUACUCUUCAUGGGUUUGUUAGUUCCGAACCUCGACAAACAACCCUAAAUUCGACAUACAAAAAAGAUUUGUUGGUUGAUGUGAAGCGUAGAAUUGGUCGUUUUAUUUACUCUGCCGCACUUCCGUUUAAUGUUGUGAAUGAUCCUUAUUGGCUGCCUAUGGUUGAGGGCAUUGCGGAAUAUGGAAGAGGGUUCAAGCCUCCUUCAAUGCAUGAGUUAAGAACUUGGAUACUUAAAGCUGAGGUUGAUGGCAUCAACCUAAUAUAUGAGGAGCAUAAAAAGGCAUGGAAAAAAUAUGGAUGCACUAUUAUGUCCGAUGGUUGGACGGAUGGAAAGAAUAGAAGUUUGAUCAAUUUUUUAGUAAAUAGUCCCGCCGACACUUUCUUUUUGAAAUCUAUUGAUGCAUCAGAUUCUAUUAAAAAUGGGGAAUUGAUCUUUAAAUAUCUUAAUGAUGUUGUUGAUGAGGUGGGAGAGGAAAAUGUAAUUCAAAUUGUCACGGAUAAUGCUUCGAAUUACAUUAAGGCGGGGGAAAAAUUAUGGAGACUAGACAUAGAAUUUGGUGGACACCUUGUGCGGUGCAUUGCAUUGAUCUAA
This is a messenger RNA of Zingiber officinale, 960 nucleotides long. RefSeq lists its product as uncharacterized. The transcript has a single exon. NCBI's taxonomy places the organism in Eukaryota, Viridiplantae, Streptophyta, Magnoliopsida, Zingiberales, Zingiberaceae. The record is from RefSeq and is a predicted model, not a curated record. Gene Ontology annotation, molecular function: DNA binding. The coding region runs from base 1 to 960 and encodes 319 amino acids.